AUGUCCUGUUUGCUCUGCUCGCGUCUGUCUGUCACCGCAGCCUCUGGUGCUGCUCGACAGCGUCUCCCAAACGUCCUUGCAUCGUCGUUUGCGUCUUGGUACCAGACUAUUCGACAUGCAAGGAUACCAGACACACCAGAAGCCGACGAACCCAACAUAUCUCAAUCUCAAAAUGACUUCAUUCUCUCCAUUCUGCGCGCAAACCCUUCUUUGAGGGAUACAAAAUCAUAUCUGCAGUUCUUCGGCCCUCGUGCUCGUCCGGCACCACGAAUACCUAUCCCUUCUCCGGAGGCAUCGCUUUCCAUCCCGCCGUUAUCAACGGACUCAACCAAAACUGUACGGGAACAGGCUGUUAACAACACCGUGGCAGCGUCCAUCUUAGAACCUGUUUACAGGCGUACCGCAUUGGUCAAACUCCAAGGCCCGUUUACUGAUCGUCAGCUCGAGAGCAUCGCGACGGGCUUGGUCUACCUAGAGAAGCUCGGUCUUACAAGCGUCAUCGUCAUUGAGCUCGACAACUGGGUACGAGGCGAGCCAGAUGAGAAGUCUCAAGUCAUUGACGAAGUAAUGCGUGUGGUCUCCGCGCUCGAAGGCCAAGGCGCUCGUGCCCGCCCUGUCCUGCAGAGCGUCGUUAGGUUAGGACCGGACGAAAGCGAUUCCAGCGAGCACAGUCCAAGUGAUGGUCCUAUCCCAGAAGCCCAUACAUUGCCACAUGAUCUCUUUGCCAUCCGGUCAGCGCUACGCGCUGGUGAAAUCCCUGUUCUUCCACCCCUAGCACUCGAUUCGUUCUGUCGUUCAGUGCGCAUACAUUCAAACGAUGUGUUAGGUGCUCUCGCGAAAGGCAUGACCAAGGCAGCGGAGUCACCGAUCUUCAGUGCAUCGAGCUCGUCGCCAUCUACCUCUAGCGAUACCUUCAAUGAAGUGGACCUAGCGCCGCUCCGCCUCAUGGUCAUAAACAAGGAAGGCGGUGUGCCGUCCUACGCGCGUAACGGUUUGCCUCAUCUCCUUGUCAAUCUCACUGGAGAAUACAGACACGUCAGGGAUACCUUCCAUUCGUCAUGGUACUCAUCGCAUCCUACCGCACUCCAGAACCUUGCCUUGGCGCGUACCUGUUUGUCUUACAUGCCGCCGUCCUCUUCAGCGAUUAUGGUUUCUCACCGAUCUCCCAAAUCACUUAUUGGUAACUUGAUCACGAACAAGCCGGAGCUUAGUUCGAGUCUUCCACACGCCUUACUGCAGGGCAAUGGCAAGCUCACUGCGCAUACUCCGACCAUCCUGCGUAAAGGAAUGCCCAUCCGCGUCGUCAACAGUGUAGCCGAACUAGAUCGUGAAAAGCUCACAUCGCUUCUUGAAAGCUCGUUCCGACGUACUCUUGACCAGGAUGCGUAUUUCCGUCGACUCGAGAAGCACCUCGACUUCGCAAUCAUUGCGGGAGACUACGCAGGUGCUGCGAUCGUCACGAACGAGUUACCAAUCGGAGACGCAGGACCGGACGCCGAACCCAUCACGUACCUCGACAAGUUUGCCGUCCGUCCAGAGAACCAGGGAGACGGCACCGUCGACUUCUUAUGGGUCGCGCUGCACGACGAGUCAUACGGACUUGGACUCUCGUACGCUGCCAAUCCGAACGGAGGGAAAGAGGGACGCGGCGAAGGUCGUGACCUCGUCUGGCGUUCUCGCGCAGACAACCCCGUAAACAAGUGGUACUUUGAGCGCAGCACAGGUCACUUACGUAUCGGCAAAUGGGUCAUGUUCUGGUGUGAUGCCGAAAAACGCCUCCAGAUUGAGGAGGGCCGUCGUGGUUACAUGGGACUCAGCAAGGUGGAAGAAUGGGAGCAGGGUAGGCUCUCCAUAUGGGCCAAGUCUAUUGGGGAUAUUCCAUCUGCUUGGUCCGCUUAA
This is a messenger RNA of Fomitiporia mediterranea MF3/22, 1899 nucleotides long. Its product is annotated as mitochondrial amino-acid acetyltransferase. Gene Ontology annotation, cellular component: mitochondrial matrix. The record is from RefSeq and is a predicted model, not a curated record. Gene Ontology annotation, biological process: L-arginine biosynthetic process. The coding region runs from base 1 to 1899 and encodes 632 amino acids. Gene Ontology annotation, molecular function: L-glutamate N-acetyltransferase activity, acting on acetyl-CoA as donor; arginine binding. The transcript has 3 exons. Lineage: Eukaryota; Fungi; Basidiomycota; Agaricomycetes; Hymenochaetales; Hymenochaetaceae.